Molecule: messenger RNA, 765 nt
Organism: Penicillium samsonianum
Lineage: Eukaryota; Fungi; Ascomycota; Eurotiomycetes; Eurotiales; Aspergillaceae
Product: 60S ribosomal protein uL2
Exons: 3
Coding region: 1-765 (254 amino acids)
Biological process (GO): cytoplasmic translation
Cellular component (GO): ribosome; cytosolic large ribosomal subunit
Molecular function (GO): structural constituent of ribosome; RNA binding
Source: RefSeq, a predicted model, not a curated record
AUGGGUCGUGUCAUCCGCAACCAGAGGAAGGGCCGUGGCUCCAUUUUCACGGCCAACACCCGCCUGAACAAGGCCCCUGCCCAAUUCCGGACCCUCGACUUCGCUGAGGCUCACGGUUACACCCGUGGUGUCGUCAAGGAGAUCAUCCACGAUGCCGGCCGUGGUGCUCCCCUCGCCAAGGUCCAGUUCCGCCACCCCUACAAGUUCAAGAUGAUCACCGAGACUUUCAUCGCCAACGAGGGCAUGUACACCGGCCAGUUCAUCUACGCCGGUAAGAACGCUGCCCUGACCGUCGGCAAUGUCCUUCCCCUCGGCUCUAUGCCCGAGGGUACCGUCGUUACCAACGUCGAGGAGAAGGCUGGUGACCGUGGUGCGCUUGGCCGUACCUCCGGUAACUACGUUACCGUUAUUGGCCACAACCCCGAGGAUGGCAAGACCCGUGUCAAGCUCCCCUCCGGUGCCAAGAAGGUCAUCAAGAACACUGCCCGCGGUAUGGUUGGUAUCGUUGCCGGUGGUGGCCGUACCGACAAGCCUUUGCUCAAGGCCGGUCGUGCCAAGCACAAGUUCGCCGUCAAGCGCAACUCUUGGCCCAAGACUCGUGGUGUUGCCAUGAACCCCGUCGAUCACCCUCACGGUGGUGGUAACCACCAGCACAUCGGUAAGGCCUCGACCAUCUCCCGCUACGCUACCCAGGGUCAAAAGGCUGGUCUCAUUGCCGCCCGCAGAACCGGUCUGCUCCGCGGUACCCAGAAGACCAAGGAUUAA